Molecule: messenger RNA, 10085 nt
Organism: Hippopotamus amphibius kiboko
Lineage: Eukaryota; Metazoa; Chordata; Mammalia; Artiodactyla; Hippopotamidae
Gene: PIKFYVE
Product: phosphoinositide kinase, FYVE-type zinc finger containing
Exons: 43
Coding region: 166-6495 (2109 amino acids)
Biological process (GO): intracellular signal transduction; phosphatidylinositol metabolic process
Molecular function (GO): metal ion binding; 1-phosphatidylinositol-3-phosphate 5-kinase activity; ATP binding
Source: RefSeq, a predicted model, not a curated record
CCGCAGCAACCAUGUAAGCAGCUUUGCUUCCUGCCGCAACCGCCGGCGGCCUGAGCAUCGCGGCGCUGCGUUUCCAAGCCCCCUUCCUGCGCCUGGACCCGGUGAAGCGGAGGCUGGGGAGGAGGGUGGCCGGCGGGGCCGGGGCGGGAGGCGCAGACUCAUGAAAUGGCCACAGAUGAUAAGACUUCCCCAACAUUGGACUCUGCUAAUGAUUUGCCUCGAUCUCCUGCUAGUCCUUCUCAUCUCACACACUUUAAACCUUUGACUCCUGAUCAGGACGAACCUCCUUUUAAAUCAGCGUAUAGUUCUUUUGUAAAUCUCUUUCGAUUUAACAAAGAGAGAGGAGAAGGGGGCCAGGGAGAGCAUCAGUCUCUGAGUGGAAGUUGGACCAGCCCUCAGCUCCCUUCAAGGACGCAAUCUGUGAGAUCACCUACACCUUAUAAAAAACAGCUUAAUGAAGAGCUCCAGCGGCGAUCUUCAGUGCUAGCAGAGGACAGUUUGCAACACCCCCAGGAGAAUACAGACACCAGAAGGAAGGCAGAACCUACCUUUGGAGGUCAUGACCCUCGUACAGCUGUUCAGCUCCGAAGCCUCAGCACAGUAUUAAAACGCCUCAAAGAAAUCAUGGAGGGGAAGAGCCAGGAUAGUGACCUGAAGCAGUACUGGAUGCCAGAUAGCCAAUGUAAAGAGUGCUAUGACUGUAAUGAGAAAUUUACCACUUUUAGGCGCAGACACCACUGUCGACUGUGUGGGCAAAUUUUUUGCAGUCGUUGCUGCAAUCAAGAAAUCCCUGGAAAAUUUAUGGGUUAUACAGGGGACCUCCGAGCCUGUACAUACUGUAGAAAAAUAGCCUUAAGUUAUGCUCACUCUACAGACAGUAAUUCCAUUGGUGAAGACUUGAAUGCUCUUUCAGAUUCUGCUUCCUCUGUGUCUGUACUUGAUCCGAGUGAACCCCGAACACCUGUAGGGAGUAGAAAAGCCAGCCGCAACAUAUUUUUAGAGGAUGACUUUGCCUGGCAAAGUUUGAUUCAUCCAGACUCCUCAAAUACUGCUCUCUCAACAAGACUUGUAUCUGUUCAAGAGGAUGCUGGGAAAUCUCCUGCCCGAAAUAGAUCGGCCAGCAUUACUAACCUGUCACUGGAUCGAUCUGGGUCUCCCAUGGUACCGUCAUAUGAGACAUCUGUCAGUCCCCAGGCUAACCGAACAUAUGUUAGGACAGAGAUCACUGAGGAUGAACGCAAAAUUCUUCUGGACAGUGUUCAGUUAAAAGACCUGUGGAAAAAAAUCUGCCAUCACAGUAGCGGAAUGGAGUUCCAGGAUCACCGCUACUGGCUGAGAACGCACCCCAACUGCAUUGUAGGCAAGGACUUAGUCAACUGGUUAAUCCGAAAUGGACACAUUGCGACAAGGGCACAAGCUAUAGCAAUUGGACAGGCAAUGGUGGAUGGACGUUGGCUGGAUUGUGUCAGUCAUCAUGACCAGCUCUUCAGGGAUGAAUACGCGCUGUACAGACCGCUGCAGAGUACAGAAUUUUCCGAGACCCCUUCUCCGGACAGUGACUCAGUGAAUUCUGUGGAAGGACACUCUGAGCCCUCCUGGUUUAAAGACAUAAAGUUUGAUGACAGCGACACAGAGCAGAUAGCUGAAGAAGGUGACGAUAAUUUGACCAAUUCUGCCAGUCCUAGCAAGCGCACAUCAGUCAGCAGUUUCCAGUCCACAGUGGACAGUGACUCAGCCGCUUCUAUCAGCCUGAACGUGGAGCUGGACAACGUGAACUUCCAUAUCAAGAAGCCCUCCAAGUACCCACAUGUGCCCCCUCACCCUGCUGACCAGAAAGAGUAUUUGAUUUCUGACAAUGGAGGACAACAGCUCUCAAUAAGUGACGCCUUCAUCAAAGAAUCCCUAUUUAACCGUCGAGUUGAGGAAAAAUCCAAAGAGCUGCCUUUCACACCUUUGGGUUGGCAUCAUAACAACCUGGAGCUGCUGAGGGAGGAGAAUGGAGAGAAACAAGCCAUGGAGAGGUUGCUUUCAGCUAAUCAUAACCACAUGAUGGCACUACUCCAACAGUUGCUCCAUAAUGAGUCAUUGUCACCAUCUUGGAGGGACAUCAUUGUAUCACUAGUCUGCCAGGUUGUUCAAACAGUCCGACCUGAUGUCAAGAACCGGGAUGAUGACAUGGAUAUCCGUCAGUUUGUCCACAUCAAAAAAAUCCCAGGUGGAAAGAAGUUUGAUUCAGUGGUUGUCAAUGGGUUUGUUUGUACCAAGAAUGUUGCACAUAAAAAGAUGAAUUCUUCUAUUAAAAACCCCAAAAUUCUUCUAUUGAAGUGUUCCAUUGAGUAUCUCUACAGAGAAGAAACUAAAUUUACUUGCAUUGAUCCCAUCGUGCUUCAGGAAAGGGAAUUCUUGAAGAAUUACGUUCAGCGAAUAGUUGAUGUUCGACCCACAUUGGUUUUAGUUGAGAAAACUGUAUCUCGAAUUGCCCAGGAUAUGUUACUGGAACAUGGCAUUACUUUGGUCAUUAAUGUAAAAUCACAAGUUUUAGAACGAAUCAGUCGGAUGACCCAAGGUGACUUGGUGAUGUCGAUGGACCAGCUGCUUACAAAACCCCACCUGGGCACCUGUCACAAAUUUUACAUGCAGUUGUUUCAGUUGCCUAAUGAACAAACCAAAACACUGAUGUUUUUUGAAGGCUGUCCACAGCACCUGGGCUGUACAAUCAAGCUUAGAGGAGGCUCUGAUUAUGAGCUGGCUCGAGUUAAGGAGAUCCUAAUAUUUAUGAUCUGUGUAGCUUAUCAUUCUCAACUAGAAAUUUCCUUCCUCAUGGAUGAAUUUGCUAUGCCUCCUACAUUAACACAAAACCCUUCCUUCCAUUCUCUGAUUGAGGGACAGGAGGAUGAAGGGGCUGCACAAGAGCCGUUCAGCGGAAGUCCCCUCCUCCGGGAGCCUGACUUCCCUCCGGACUUUCUGCCCUCUGAUGAUAGCAGUUUGCUAGAAUCAAGGAUUCUGUUUGAGAAUGGUGACCAGGAAAAUAAAAGUGUGCCACAGGAUGUUGCCCCUUUGAAUCAAGAGCAUGUCACAGGAGCUUGCCCAGCAGGUGCCCCCUGUGCUCUCUUUACAUUGGUACCAGAAUCAUUGCUGCCGCUCCAUGUGGACGACCAACAGGAUGCCAUAGGCAGUGAGCAGCCAGAGGCUUUGCAGCAAACAGAGGAGCUACAGGAUCCCAAAAGCCAGAUGAGAGCCUUCAGAGACCCACUACAGGAUGACACUGGCCUGUAUAUUACUGAGGAAGUUACCUCUUCUGAAGAUAAACGAAAGACUUACUCUUUGACCUUUAAACAGGAAUUGAAAGAUGUGAUCCUCUGUAUCUCUCCAGUAAUCACAUUCCGGGAGCCCUUCCUUUUAACUGAAAAGGGCAUGAGAUGCUCUACCCGAGAUUAUUUUGCAGAGCAGGUUUAUUGGUCUCCUCUCCUCAAUAAAGAGUUCAAAGAAAUGGAGAGCAGGCGGAAGAAACAGAUGCUGAGGGAUCUCUCGGGCCUUCAGGGCAUGAAUGGAAGUGUUCAGGCCAAGUCUAUUCAAGUCCUGCCCUCACAUGAGCUGGUGAGCACCAGAAUUGCUGAGCACCUGGGUGAUAGCCAGAGCUUGGGGAGAAUGCUGGCCGAUUACCGGGCCAGAGGAGGAAGAAUUCAGCAAAAAAAUUCAGACCCUUUUGCUUAUUCAAAAGAUGCAUUGGGUACUUCAAGUGGCAAAUCAGGAAGCAAAACUGAAGGUGACGAAGAGAAGGGGUUGAUUACAAGUGAUGCAGUGUGGUCGACAAAGGUGGACUGUCUGAAUCCUGUCAAUCACCAGAGACUGUGCGUGCUCUUCAGCAGCUCUUCUGCCCAGUCCAGCAACGCUCCCAGUGCCUGUGUCAGUCCUUGGAUUGUAACAAUGGAAUUUUAUGGAAAAAAUGAUCUUACAUUAGGAAUAUUUUUAGAGAGAUACUGUUUCCGGCCUUCCUAUCAGUGUCCUAGUAUGUUCUGUGACACCCCCAUGGUGCAUCACAUUCGACGCUUUGUCCAUGGCCAAGGCUGUGUGCAGAUAAUCCUGAAGGAAUUGGAUUCUCCAGUACCUGGAUAUCAGCAUACAAUUCUAACCUAUUCCUGGUGCAGAAUCUGCAAACAGGUAACACCAGUUGUUGCUCUUUCCAAUGAGUCCUGGUCCAUGUCAUUUGCAAAAUACCUUGAACUUAGGUUUUAUGGGCACCAGUACACCCGUAGAGCCAAUGCUGAGCCGUGUGGUCACUCCAUCCACCAUGAUUAUCACCAGUAUUUCUCCUAUAACCAGAUGGUGGCAUCUUUCAGUUAUUCUCCCAUUCGGCUUCUUGAAGUAUGUGUUCCACUUCCCAAAAUAUUCAUUAAACGUCAGGUCCCGUUGAAAGUGUCCCUUCUUCAGGAUCUGAAGGACUUCUUUCAAAAAGUUUCACAGGUAUAUCUUGCUGUGGAUGAAAGACUUGCAUCUUUGAAAACUGAUACAUUUAGCAAAACAAGAGAGGAAAAAAUGGAAGAUAUCUUUGCACAAAAAGAGAUGGAAGAGAGUGAGUUCAAGAGCUGGACCGAGAAGAUGCAAGCUCGGCUUCUGUCUUCCUCUGUGGAGACCCCUCAGCAACUGCAGUCUGUCUUCGAGUCGCUCAUCACCAAGAAACAAAACCUCUGUGAAGUGCUGCAAGCUUGGAAUAACAGGUUGCAGGACCUUUUCCAGCAAGAAAAGGGUAGAAAGCGGCCUUCAGUUCCUCCAAGUCCUGGAAGACUGAGGCAAGGGGAAGAAAGCAAGAUAAGUACAAUGGAUGCAUCUCCACGGAAUGCGUCUCCAGGACUUCAAAAUGGAGAAAAAGAGGAUCGCUUCUUAGCCACCUUGUCCAGUCAGAGCUCCACCAGUUCCCCCCACCUCCAGCUGCCCACUCCUCCCGAAGGUGUGCCUGAGCAGGCCGUGGGAGGGCCCCCCGAGCUCGAUACUGCCAGCAGUUCUGAAGAUGUAUUUGAUGGACAUUUGUUGGGAUCCACAGACAGCCAGGUGAAGGAAAAAUCAACCAUGAAAGCCAUAUUUGCAAAUUUGCUUCCUGGAAAUAGUUAUAACCCUAUUCCAUUUCCUUUUGAUCCAGAUAAGCACUACUUAAUGUAUGAACAUGAGCGAGUGCCCAUUGCAGUCUGUGAGAAGGAGCCCAGCUCCAUCAUUGCUUUUGCUCUCAGUUGUAAAGAAUACCGGAAUGCCUUAGAGGAAUUGUCCAAAGUGACUCUGUGGAACAGUGCUGAAGAAGGGCUUCCAACAAACAGUACUUUAGACAACAGACCAAAGAGUAGCAGCCCUGUUAGAUUACCUGAGAUCAGUGGAGGACAGACAAACCGUACAGCAGAAGCAGAACCACAACCAACCAAAAAGGCUUCUGGAAUGUUGUCCUUCUUCCGAGGGACAGCAGGGAAAAGCCCUGAUCUCUCUUCCCAGAAGAGAGAGACCUUACGUGGAGCAGAUAGUGCUUACUACCAGGUUGGGCAGACGGGCAAGGAGGGAACGGAGAAUCAAGGCGUUGAGCCUCAAGAUGAAGCAGAUGGAGGAGAUACACAGAAGAAACAGCUCACAAAUCCUCAUGUGGAGCUUCAAUUUUCUGACGCCAACGCCAAGUUUUACUGUCGGCUCUACUAUGCGGGAGAGUUUCAUAAGAUGCGAGAAGUGAUUCUGGGCAGCAGUGAAGAAGAUUUCAUUCGUUCCCUUUCUCACUCUUCUCCUUGGCAGGCCCGAGGAGGCAAAUCAGGAGCUGCCUUUUAUGCGACUGAAGAUGAUAGAUUCAUUUUGAAGCAAAUGCCUCGUCUGGAAGUCCAGUCUUUCCUUGACUUUGCACCACACUACUUCAACUAUAUUACAAAUGCCGUUCAACAAAAGAGGCCCACUGCAUUGGCCAAGAUUCUUGGAGUUUACAGAAUUGGUUAUAAGAAUUCCCAGAACAACACUGAGAAGAAGCUAGAUCUCCUUGUCAUGGAAAAUCUUUUCUAUGGGAGAAAAAUGGCACAGGUUUUUGAUUUGAAGGGUUCACUUAGGAAUCGAAAUGUAAAAACUGAUACUGGGAAAGAGAGCUGUGAUGUAGUCCUGCUGGAUGAAAAUCUCUUAAAGAUGGUGCGAGACAACCCUCUGUACAUCCGUUCUCAUUCCAAAGCUGUGCUGAGAGCCUCAAUCCGCAGUGACUCCCACUUCCUUUCUAGCCACCUCAUUAUAGAUUAUUCUUUGCUGGUUGGGCGAGAUGAUACCAGCAAUGAGCUGGUAGUUGGAAUUAUAGAUUAUAUCCGAACAUUUACAUGGGACAAAAAGCUUGAGAUGGUUGUGAAAUCAACAGGAAUUUUAGGAGGACAAGGUAAAAUGCCGACCGUGGUCUCUCCAGAGUUGUAUAGGACUAGAUUUUGUGAAGCAAUGGACAAGUAUUUCCUGAUGGUACCAGACCACUGGACAGGCUUGGGUCUGAACUGCUGAAACGAAGCACAUAUUUUGAAAUGGACCAGGAAGAAAAGAGGCCUGGAAACAAGGACCAAAAACAAACUACAUGUUUUAUGUCUUCAUCACAUUCACCACUGUAUGCAGAGGCCUUUCAGUUCUGCAGCUGUGUAGGCCAUCCGUAGCCCGAGGGGUUAAAACUCCAUGAAUUUGCACUUUGGUUUUUGAUGCCUACAAAUUAGCUUUGCAUAGGCUGGGACAUUACAUGAAUGUUUUGUUAACUUAAGCUGAAAUCUAGGCACAUUUAAAGAGCUUGAGGACAAAUGUGUGGUUAGAGAUGAGAUAGGGUGAAAAUGGAUUGUCAUAUUGGCUAACAGUCCUGUUAAGAAAACAGUGUCUCAUAGAUUAUGACUCUCCUGGCAUCAUAUCGGACACAUUCUUUACCUAGAAAGCAUUUGUAGAGCUGGUCAAUUUGUUUUGUGUUUCUUAUGUCACAAUUUAAUGUUGCCUAUUACCAGAAUUUCUGAAACCUUAAAAAAAUUUCUAUUUUAUUAAUGGCCAGUUAAACAGAUUGACACAAUCUGCUCUUGUUUUAUUGAGGAAUUUGGCUUAAAUUGGGAAUCCUGUCAUGUUCAGUAUCUUGCCCUGUUUUCAGGUGUGUUUGAUGUUUUUCAAGUUCUGUCUCUACUUUAAGCUUGUUUACAAUUUUUCUGCAAGUAACAUGCUGAACUGCGCUUGUCUGCACAUGCUCAUAGUCUAGGUUUUUCUCCCAUUUUCAGGGAAACAUUAGUAAAAUGAGUCUACAAUGACUAAAUCCCCAAAGGGGUAAUUAUUAAUGAAGGUUUUUUUUAAUAUAAAAAAAUGAAUUAGGCCUGAUCCAGUAAGUUGGGUGAGGGAAGCAGUCACAUUUUUUUUUUUUUAAAUGAAGGUAAAAUAUCUUUUUCAAUAUAACUAGCAAUUUAUUUGGCAUGUAUAAAAUUAAGGAAUUUCCAGUGUGGACAUAACUGUUUUUUGACUUUCUGUACCAGUUUCUAGGCCAGUUCUGACAAUAGAGAACUUUAACAGGUAAGAUAUGCUUAGUGAGAAACUUCUUCUUUAAUAGAGUUUUUCUUUGUUUAAAAAGUGAUCAGAAGUAUACUAAAUGUCUUUGAGGAAAUAACACAACCCUGAAUAUUUUCUCUUGGUUUCUUUUGCAUAAUAAGGAUAAUUGAGGGAUUUAUAAAGUUUUAAAGGUUCUACUCUUUUCAGGCUUUCUAUAGUAGCACACUUCUUUUGCAACUUUAACAUAAUAAAAAAAUCUGGUUACAUUCCAGUUACAGAGACUAAGUAUUUAAAAUAGGAACAUUUUGGAAAGUUUGCUGGAGAAAAUGAAAGCAUUAGUUUGGUGUUUGGUGCUUAUUGGAAACAUGGUUUGUUUUGCACUAGAAACAAGUUGACCAAGGACCUAUGACUGAUCUGAUGAUACGCACUUUUUCUUUUAGCCAUGUGCUGUGCCUUUUGAAAACAUACAGAACACUGAUGAUUUUAGUUUUGAUAUCAAAGACCAGUAAAGGAGUUCUACAGGGCGGAAAGAUGUAGAGCAUUAUUCACUUCUCAUGUGUCAGGAACGAUGGAUUUUGCAUCUUAUUUUGAAUUCAAACAUGUUUUGCAUGUGUUUAUUUUUCCUGUCAGAAGACUUAGGGUUACUUAUCCUCUCCAUUUCCUGUACCCCUAGUCAGGAGCACUUCCAGGAGCCAGGUGUCUUCCCCCAGCUGUAAUUAGAUUGUUUCUUUGUUUUUAGUCUCAAUACCAUGUGUAGAGCUUGAAUGCUCCAUUGAAAUAGCUGUGGACAAUAAUGUGUCAUGUUGAUUUUGUUUUUCUUGCCCAUGACUUGAAGAACCCAUUUUUUUUUUAAAGUACUGCUGCUGCUUAAGUAAUUUUGUAGCUAAAAACAAAUUCCAGUAUAAUGUAAUCUGAAACAAUAAUCGUUGCCUUGCAAGGGUCAUCUGUCCUUUUAAAACUGUCUUAAUGAAGGGGAAAUAUAAACUUUAAUUUGUUGCCAGUGGUAGAACUAUGUACCUGGCCUCUUGCUGCUCUUGUUCAGGCCACUACCAGAUACAAGGCUUUUCAAAUAUUGUGUCCUCCGUGUUAGGUACUGAAUGACUGUUUACCUCUCUCGAAUUCCCCUUGGAGGCCUUGAGACCCUUAAUGCUGAAAAGUUAAGAAUGAGGAAGAAAUCUUAAUACUUUCUUCUUUAGAUUAAAAAAUGAAUUUUGAGAAUAAUUGAUAGUAGCACAAGAAAGCUAUGUGAACAUGUCGCAUUGUAUAAAAAUCUUAUUUAUAAAUGUGAAGUGUUUUGAUGCCAUCAAAACUUUAAAAAUAAAAAGGAUUUACUUUUUUCUUACCCAAGCCUAAGGAAAAUAAGGGGAAUAAGCUUUUGCAGGCCCUUUUGUAGUCUAUUGACCAUUUUAAAUUUAUAGAUAUUCAAAUUUUCCUACAGAAUGUCCUACUUAUAAUUUUUUCCUUGAUCCAGCAGAAUAUCCUACUUAUAAUUUUUUCCUUGAUCCAGGUUUUCUAGCUUUGGCUUUUAUUGGGUAUUGUAAAUAGUAGGGUUGUAUUGGUUUUUGUGGCAUUAGCUUCUCCUUGGCUUUUUACCCAUUAGUGGUGAGCUUGUAUAAAAUUGCUGAGGAAAGUAAUCUACCUGUAGAAAGUUUGCUUAGCUAGCAGAGUGAAAACUCUUGUAAAUGAGCCUGCUGGUGAAACAGACCAGGCCUUUCAUUAUUCCUCAAGUGUUAACAUACUGACUUUAGCAGUAUUCAGCCAUCUAGUGCAAUGCCUUUUUUGUUUGGUUUUGUAACACGGGUGCAGUUGUAUUAUAGAAAAAUAAAAAUUACAAUCAUGAGCAGUUUUAUUAAUGCUGCUGUGCUGUUUGUAAAAAAAUGUACAUUAUGUCUUUGACAUGUUUAAUUUUAACUAGAGAAAUGACAUUGUAAAUCAGAAUAGCCUCUUUUAAUUUAAUAUGAAAAAUUCAAUUAACAGUAUUGAAAAUACUUAAUGUAUUAUAUUGUAUAUAUUUCUCUACUUUGGUUCCAGCUGUUUUAUAUGAUUGACAUGUUAUUUAAGAGAUAAAACUGCCUUGACCUUUUGGAGACUUACACUAUAAAAAGAGGACCUAAAAUAAACUGAGAAUCAACUUCAUUUUGCUUUGAAUCUGCUUGAGGAAAUUAACAAGAGAAGAUGGAGUUGGUGCCUAAGCUCAGCCCCUGGCCCAGCAGUGUUGUUGUCUGUUCAUUCAGUCCUUCUUAAGUAAAUCAGUGGUCCCCAACCUUUCUGGCACCAGGGACCAGUUUCAUGGAAGACACUUUUUCCAUGGGGAGUGAGGGGAGGGGGGAUGGUUCAAGCAGUAAUGCCGGUGAUGGUUCAGACAGUAGUGGGAGUGAUGAGGAGCGGCAGAUGAAGUCUUGGCUCACUGGCCCAGCGCUCACCUCUUGCUGUGCGGCCUGGUUCCUAACAGGGAGCCAGGGGAUGGGGACCCCUGCAGUAAAUAACCCUUCUUUUUAGGUCUCUGAAAGGGGGAGCUAAAUCCUUCAGUUCACAUUGCCUGGUAUGGGCCUGGCCUUUUCUGUCCUCCCGCUUCUCCUCAAUUCUUC